UUUAAGUGGUAACGUUUAUUUUGAUUUUUGAUAAGGACAGAUAAGGACGUUAGUGUCGUUAGUUUGUUAGUUAGGUACUUUGUUAUUGAAGAUAGUCUUCGAAAUCAAAUCUUCGUAUUAAUACAACUUUUAUAGUAUAUGAAAUCGACUUGGCAGUAUUCCUAAAACUACGCAACUAAAAAUUACUUCGGUAACAUUGCUACUAAAACGGACGACCAUUCAUUCGUCUGUCAAAAGAAACUGUUUUGCAUCAGCGAAGGUUCAAUAAUUUUUUCAUGAUGUCUACAUCAAUUCAACCUUAUGUCUCCUCGGAACCAUGCUUUGAUCAUCUCUGGGUUGAACAAAUAAUAUUGGACCUGGCAAAUGAAUUUGAGAUAAGAGUUUCAUGGAACAGAGAAACAGCUCUAUACACUGGAGCGUUUGCGGUUGCUGGUGGUUUGGUUGGUGGGUACGCCGGGGGAAGGCUUGGAGCAGCCCUCGGAGCAGGGAUCGGAGCGGCAACUGGACUUGCUUAUGUAAGCCUUAGAGAAAUUUGGAGUACUGUAAGAGAAAAGUUGAAAGAACUUAUCUUCAUUGUCUUUAAUUAUCUGCGGAGGCUGGACCCAGUAGACUAUGUUCGUGCCACAGAGGUGCUAAUGGCAUGUAUGCGUAGCCGCAGGGAACUCGUCUACACUAUUCUAGAAUUUCUUGGUGAUAAACUAGGACGUCAUGUAGUAUCUAGCAUCACUGCUGCCUAGUUACAAUGCUUAAUUACACUUUUAUUAGAUGUUGUACUAUUUAGUAUAAAAUACUUUCAUGUAUGCAAAGAAAAUACCGCUUAGCAUGACAAAGGGCUGAAAAUGACGAAAAGGCUUAAAAUGGCCUUGAUAGAAUUUUAAAAGCACUAAUGAUUAAAUACAAAUGUAAUGUUUAUAGUUUAGUCACUCAGUGCCUUAUUUGACCAAAAACUUUAUUCUGUAUUGAUAUGUCGUAUAAAUUACAGGUACUUAUUUGACUAAUAUAUUCUCUAUACAAAUUUUAAAAAUGGAAUCCAAACAGGUUUAUCGAGCACUGUAAAAGAUAUUUUUAAUUCAAAUCUAAUUCAAUAUUUUAAACAAAAGAUUAUUCCUUUAUUUCUAUACAAUGGAAGAAAAUACACUUAGAAUAGAUGUUACAAAUUAUUGCUUCUUUUUUUAUGAGGUUUUUGGGAUUUUUUUAUUCUUAAAUAAUUAUCUAAUUUAUAUGUUAUAUUCUCAAUUAUUUAUAGAAAUGUGUUUUAAACCUAAUUUGACAUUUAGAAAUGUAACCCUACGCUCAAUUAUUUAAAAUGGGUAAAAAACUUUAGGGUGGGAAUUACCCACCUAACAUCUUACACUCUUACACAUAUGCUUUAUAUAAAUAUGUGAGUCUCAAUUCAAAAAGUUCACGAUAGUAUUAAAUGUGUGUUUAAUGUGAUAUUCGACUAUAUUUUUAAUUUGUUAUUAUGAUUAAAUAUUUCAAAUAUUA
This is a messenger RNA of Melitaea cinxia (Glanville fritillary), 1485 nucleotides long. RefSeq lists its product as uncharacterized. NCBI's taxonomy places the organism in Eukaryota, Metazoa, Arthropoda, Insecta, Lepidoptera, Nymphalidae. Bases 276 to 737 code for a protein of 153 amino acids. The record is from RefSeq and is a predicted model, not a curated record. The transcript is spliced from 3 exons.